AAAAAAGAAAAAAAAAACGAGGGAAAACCCUGAAAAGGAAAUGCCCUAACUCAUAAACCCUAGCGGGGAUGAAGCAGCCUUCUUCAACGUAACGAGGCGCAUGUCCCAAACCCUAACGACCUCUGUAAGUCCUUCUCUUCUGGCAUUGAAGCCUCGCCAAGUUCUUCUCUCCCAAACCAAUAUGACGCGAAAAGCCCGCGCCGAAACCCCCAAGUCCGAUCAAGGCGUAUCCCUGGAGCCGGAGCAGAGGACCCUUCUUCUUCACGCCGUAGCAUUCUAUUUGGAGCGCAAUGGCUUCUCCAAAUCCCUCAAAAAGUUUCGCUCCGAAGCGCAGAUUGAGAAGGAUUCUUCAAAGGAUUUCUUGAUUAGUCUGGAAGAAAUGUGCCACGAGUAUUUAAAGAAAUGUCAAGCCAUCACAACUCAAAAUAAACAAGUAAAUGUAGAAACAGUGAAGGAGGUUGCUGAUGAUAACGUUCCUGAAGCACAAGAGGAGCCUAAAAAGAAGUCCAAGAAUAAAAAAACGAAAAAGGACAUGGUUCCUGAAACACAUGCUGACACUGUAGAGAAGGAGAAAUCAGAAUCUGUCCAUGUGGAGAGUUUAAAAAAUUCCAAGGGCACAGAACCUCCGGAAGGCACUACUGUCCACGAGGAGGCAGGAAAGAAAUCUAAGGAUAAAAAGAAAAAGAAGAACAAAGAGAAGUUAGAGUCUUGUGCUACAAUUUCCGAUGACAAUGUUUCAGGCGAUUCUCAAGCUGUUGACUCCAUCACAUGGAAUGGUAAUGCCAUAACUCUUGAAGAGAAGGUUGCCAAAUCCAAAGCUAAGAAGAAAAAGGAUGGCCAACAUUUGUGUGACGAAAAUUCAAACCAGCUCAUGACUGAAAAUUUAGAGGGAACUGUGAAUAAAAAUGGUGGUAUCAAGACUGUACAUGAAGACGAAAAUAACGACCACUCUAAGAAAAGAAAAAGGUUGGCUUCUGAAGAUCAUGACAGUCAUACCGUUGAUGAGAAAGUAACUGAAGAUGUCAAACGCAGAAAAUUAGAAGGUUCAAAAGGAUGCAAUAAUGGCGUGCAGUCCACAAAAGUCAAUGCUUCAGUGGAGACUGAUGUAAAUGCUGGAAGUAGGGGCACAAGCAAUGAGCUUUCUCAGCAGACAAUUGAGAAUGUUGAGAAAACUGCAGAGAGAACUUCUACAAAGAAAGCUAUGAAGAAACAUUCAAAUGGCUCCACUGAGCCAAAGACCAUCAAUGCAUUUCAAAGGGUGAAAGUAGAUGCCGUGACAUUUGCUGAUGAGAAACUUGCAGAUAAUUCUUAUUGGGCAAAGGGUGGUGCGGAGACUGGGUACGGUGCAAAAGCUCAAGAAGUUCUUGGGCAGGUUAAAGGGAGGGGUUUUCGACAUGAAAAGACCAAGAAGAAGCGUGGGUCGUACCGGGGCGGAGUUAUCGAUCUGCAAUCUCACUCAGUAAAGUUCAAUUACUCGGACGAUGAUUGACCAUAUGAAUGGAUUCAUCAUUCUGAUUCUUCACUUAUGAUCAAAUCAUGAAGUUUCCAUUUUAUGAAAAUUUUUGAUUGUGUGCUCUAUUUUCAGUAAACUCUGAAAGGAUUAAUGCCCCUAUAUUUAUCAUCAUUUUUUGAAGGAGUCCUUCCAAAAAGUGGUCUAUUCCUCAUCGAUUUUGAACUUAUUUUGGUGGCAUUUUGUAGCUCUCAAGUGCUCACUCUAUUUUAUAUGAUAUAUUUUCUUAGUUAUUGUAACCAGUAGAACAGAUUUCAUUUUUUUUCCCUGAAAGAAUCAUAAGCAUCUUCCCAUGUUUGUAUAUACAUGGGAUUUAUA
This is a messenger RNA of Momordica charantia (bitter melon), 1828 nucleotides long. Its product is annotated as nucleolar/coiled-body phosphoprotein. NCBI's taxonomy places the organism in Eukaryota, Viridiplantae, Streptophyta, Magnoliopsida, Cucurbitales, Cucurbitaceae. Gene Ontology annotation, molecular function: protein binding. Gene Ontology annotation, cellular component: nucleolus. The record is from RefSeq and is a predicted model, not a curated record.